Messenger RNA from Malassezia sympodialis ATCC 42132, 261 nucleotides. RefSeq lists its product as uncharacterized. Gene Ontology annotation, biological process: spliceosomal snRNP assembly; mRNA splicing, via spliceosome. NCBI's taxonomy places the organism in Eukaryota, Fungi, Basidiomycota, Malasseziomycetes, Malasseziales, Malasseziaceae. The record is from RefSeq and is a predicted model, not a curated record. Gene Ontology annotation, molecular function: RNA binding. Gene Ontology annotation, cellular component: U2 snRNP; spliceosomal tri-snRNP complex; catalytic step 2 spliceosome.
AUGUCGAAGGUGUCGCAGCCGGAGUUGAAACGCUUUCUCGAGAAAAGAAUCAUUGUGAACAUCCAGGGUGGUCGGAAGAUUCAAGGAACUUUGCGUGGAUAUGAUCUUUUUUUAAAUCUCGUUGUCGACGACGCCGUGGAACAAGUCCAAGCUGAAAACAACCAAAACCUCUGGAAGGAUGGCGCCCACUGUGGUACUGUGGUCGUUCGAGGAAACAGCGUGAACAGUCUGGAAGGUCUUGAAACCAUUAAUACGAGGUGA